AGGGGCCGGGCUUUCAUAUCACAUCUGGCAGUAAGCCUGUGCAGUGCAGAGAGUGUUAUUUAACAAGGAGAGCGAGGCAGGAAAAGAGUUUGCUCGUGUGGGAAACAUUUGAUCAGGAGCCGAGAAAAGUCAGAAAUAGAGCGGACAACAAGCAACAACAGAAUGUCUGUUGAUCCGGACAAGAUGGAUUCACUUCGACCAGAAAUUUUUGAUUUCAAAGGAGUCUCAAUGUCUCAUUAUUUCACAAACAACUGGGAGAAUAUUCAAAACUUUCAGGCCAGGCCAGAUGAUAUACUUAUUGCAACAUACCCCAAAGCAGGAACCACAUGGGCCUCUUACAUCCUUGACCUGUUGUAUUUUGGUCAGACAUCUAAAGAGUGUCAGACAUCCAUUCCAAUUUAUGAAAGAGUGCCUUUCUUGGAUAUCUACACAUCUGAGCAGUCAGGAGUUGACCUGGCUGACAAGCUCCCCACCUCUCCACGACUCAUUAAAACUCAUUUUCCUGUCCAGUUUGUGCCAAAGUCUUUUUGGGAGCAAAACUGCAGGGUGGUCUAUGUGGCCCGCAAUGCCAAAGACAACGUGGUGUCUUAUUUUCACUUUGAUCGUAUGAACUUUGUUCAACCAGAGCCUGGAGACUGGAACAACUACCUCCACAGAUUCAUGGAGGGAAAGUUGGUGUUUGGAUCCUGGUAUGACCACGUGAACGGCUGGUGGAAGAAGAAACCGAGUUAUUCAAAACUCCAUUACAUGUUUUAUGAAGAUAUGAUUGAGGAUACUGGACGAGAAAUAGACAAGCUCUGCAGCUUUCUUGGUUUGUCUCCUUCAGUUGAGGAGAAGAAAGGAAUUACAGAUGGAGUGCAGUUUGAUAACAUGAAAAAGAACAACAUGGCCAACUAUUCUACGUGCACUGUCAUGGAUUUCAAAAUUUCUCCGUUCAUGAGAAAAGGCAAGGUUGGUGACUGGAAGAACCAUUUCACUGUGGCCCAGAAUGAAGAGUUUGACGAAGACUACGAGAAAAAGAUGAAGGACUCCACACUGCAGUUUCGCACUGAAAUCUGAACAGGACUUCAGACUGGGCAGACUGUGCAAACUGUCUGGACAAGUAGCAUUUCUGUGAAACCAAAAACAAAUUAUAGUUGCCUCUGAUGUGAUAGCAGAGUUGUAGAUCUUCUGUUUUAUCUGAAUAAAGACUGUGAGAAACAA
Larimichthys crocea (large yellow croaker) is the source of this 1203-nucleotide messenger RNA. RefSeq names its product cytosolic sulfotransferase 1-like. The transcript is spliced from 8 exons. Gene Ontology annotation, molecular function: sulfotransferase activity. Lineage: Eukaryota; Metazoa; Chordata; Actinopteri; Sciaenidae. The coding region runs from base 163 to 1059 and encodes 298 amino acids. The record is from RefSeq and is a predicted model, not a curated record.